UACAAGGACGUAAACAAAGAUGUGUGAUUAUUUCCAUCCUUCCUACCUUCAAGCAACUCUGGCAGCUCUAUGUACACUACAGGAGUCGUACCAACAAACGUACAGAAUCUGUACAGAUUCCAUUCAUGAACAUUUACCGCGGCGGAGAUCCGAAAAGGGAGAUAGUAAGCAUGCGCGUAGUCAUGGCGGAGUUUUAUCACAGCGCCACCCAGCUGCCUGGCAUGCAUAUCCAAUCGAAUUCCACACACUAUAGAGUCACCGUAUAUACGCAGAUUUCCUUCAAAACCACUCGUCUAAACGUGAAAUGACAAGACGCCACUUUUGCGUUUUCUGUUAGGAUGGUCCUCGUAUAAACGGCCCCUGGGUCUUAAUGAAGCGGCUCUUGGCGUUAGAAUUACUCUCCUCUGAUUGGACGACCACACGCUAAGCUCCCUCUGACCAAUCAGAGAGCAGCCUGUUGCUCUAUAUAACUUGCUGCCUGUCUCUUUACCGUGAUUCUAGUUUCUGUUUUCAGUGAGAAAGUGUGAUAGUGAAACAUGUCUGGACGUGGAAAAGGUGCCGGCAAAGCCAGAGCCAAGGCAAAGACCCGCUCCUCCCGGGCAGGACUCCAGUUCCCGGUUGGUCGUGUCCACAGAUUAUUGAGGAAGGGUAACUAUGCGGAGCGUGUGGGUGCCGGUGCCCCCGUCUACCUGGCGGCUGUGCUGGAGUACCUGACCGCUGAGAUCCUGGAGCUGGCUGGAAACGCUGCUCGCGACAACAAGAAGACCCGCAUCAUCCCCCGUCACCUGCAGCUGGCCGUCCGCAACGACGAGGAGCUCAACAAGCUGCUGGGUGGAGUCACCAUCGCUCAGGGCGGCGUGCUGCCCAACAUCCAGGCUGUGCUGCUGCCCAAAAAGACCGAGAAGCCCGCUAAGUCCAAAUAAACUGUCCACAUCCUACAACAAACCAACGGCUCUUUUCAGAGCCACACACGAACUCUCAAUG
This is a messenger RNA of Acanthochromis polyacanthus (spiny chromis), 984 nucleotides long. Its product is annotated as histone H2A-like. NCBI's taxonomy places the organism in Eukaryota, Metazoa, Chordata, Actinopteri, Pomacentridae. The coding region runs from base 537 to 923 and encodes 128 amino acids. The transcript has a single exon. Gene Ontology annotation, cellular component: nucleosome. Gene Ontology annotation, molecular function: structural constituent of chromatin; protein heterodimerization activity; DNA binding. The record is from RefSeq and is a predicted model, not a curated record.